Molecule: messenger RNA, 2025 nt
Organism: Neogale vison (American mink)
Lineage: Eukaryota; Metazoa; Chordata; Mammalia; Carnivora; Mustelidae
Gene: ZNF582
Product: zinc finger protein 582
Exons: 5
Coding region: 154-1707 (517 amino acids)
Biological process (GO): regulation of transcription by RNA polymerase II
Molecular function (GO): DNA-binding transcription factor activity, RNA polymerase II-specific; RNA polymerase II cis-regulatory region sequence-specific DNA binding
Source: RefSeq, a predicted model, not a curated record
GAUACCGAGGAGGAAACGCAGCCGGGGCUCCGCGGAGUGCGGCCACGGUGGCACCUGAACCGAGGAGGCGGCAGCUCUGCCAUCUCAGGACUCUGCCCUUCCCAAGAGAGGAACCAGGAGGAGGACCCAUCAGCCCAUGAAAUUCUUAAAGUCAUGUCCCUUGAUUCAGACCUAUUCAGGGACGUGGCCAUAGUCUUCUCCCGAGAAGAAUGGGAACGGCUGGCUCCCGCUCAGAGGGUUUUGUAUAGAGAUGUGAUGCUGGAGACCUAUAGCAACCUGGUCUCACUGGGUCUUGCCAUCUACAAACCUGACGUGAUCUCCUUCCUGGAGCAAGGCAGAGAGCCCUGGCUGGUAGAGGAAGCAGCAGGAAGAAGCCAGUGUCCAGUCUUGGAGUCCAAGUGUGAUAGCCAGGCAUCCUCCACAGAGCAGCACAUUUAUGAAAUGCAGUUACCACAGUGGGAGAUAAUGGAAAGCCUUACAAGUUACGGACUUGAGUGCUCGAGGUUCCAAGAUGAUUGGGAAUGCAGAAGCCAGUUUGAUGGACAACAGGGAAAUGCAGAUGGACAGCUGAGUCAAAUGACGAUCAGUCGUGAAGAAAUACCUACUUUAAACCAACAAGCAUCCUUUCCUUUUUAUCAGAAAAUUCAUCCUGAAGAAAAACCUUAUGGAUAUAACAAAUGUAGAAAAGACUUCUGGCAGGAAGACUUCCUUAUUAAUCAUCAAGACAUUCAUGCUAAUGAGAAACCCUAUAAAUGUAAGGAAUGUGGCAAGGCCUUUAAAUACGGCUCACGACUAAUUCAACAUGAGAAUAUUCAUUCUGGCAAGAAGCCCUAUGAAUGUAAUGAAUGUGGAAAGGCCUUCAAUUCCGGCUCAAAUUUCAUACAACAUCAGAGGGUUCAUACUGGUGAGAAACCUUAUGAAUGUAAGGAUUGUGCAAAGGCCUUUAGCCGAAGCUCACAGCUGAUUGAACAUCAGCGAAUUCAUACUGGUGAGAAGCCCUAUCAAUGUAAGGAAUGUGGCAAGGCCUUCAACAGGAUCUCACAUCUUAAAGUACAUUUUAGAAUUCAUACUGGUGAAAAACCCUAUGCAUGCAAGGAGUGUGGGAAGACCUUUAGUCAUCGGUCUCAGCUGAUUCAACAUCAGACUAUUCAUACGGGCAAGAAACUCUAUGAAUGUAAGGAAUGUGGGAAGGCCUUUAACCAAGGCUCAACGCUUAUUAGACAUCAGAGAAUCCAUACUGGCGAGAAACCCUAUGAAUGCAAGGCGUGUGGGAAGGCCUUCAGGGUGAGCUCACAGCUUAAGCAACAUCAGAGAAUUCACACUGGAGAGAAACCCUACCAAUGCAGGGUCUGCGGUAGGGCUUUCAAACGGGUCUCACAUCUUACUGUACAUUACAGAAUUCAUACGGGUGAGAAGCCAUAUGAGUGUAAGGAAUGUGGGAAGGCCUUCAGUCACUGCUCACAACUGAUUCAGCAUCAAGGGAUCCAUACUGAGGGAAAGUCCUGUGAAUAUAAGGGACGUGGGAGGACUUUACAUUGCAGUUCAACUGCUGGUCAACAUCAGAGAAUGCGUAAGAAGGAAACCCAAAGGAAUAUAAUAAAUGUAGAAAAGCCUUCCAUCAGCACUUACCCUUUACUAAUCAUCAGAGAGUUGAUGUUAGCAAGCAGCCAUAUCAGUGGAAGCAAUGGGGAGAGCCCAUUAGCUUAGGCAAGGCCCAACUUACUCCUUAAAUUUUGGAGAAAGACUUGAAAAAUGUACUGCAAAUGGGAAUGCCUUCAUUCAAGCUGUCCUUUAUCCUGAGUCGUAAUGUUCAUAAUGAAAAAUUUUAUGGUUAUAAAUUGUUUAGACCAUGAUUAUUAAUGAAGCAAGGAAAGGUUGAAAAAGAUUUUGGGCCUAACAUAUUACAGGAUCACAUUUAUUAACCGCACUGUAAUAAUUUUAACAACAGCCAAAAGUUUGUUUUUUAAAAAGAUUUUAUUUAUUCAUCUGUCAGAGUGAGUGAGCACAGGCAGAGGGAGAAGCAGG